This is a messenger RNA of Paecilomyces variotii, 4924 nucleotides long. RefSeq names its product SNF2 family N-terminal domain-containing protein. Bases 28 to 4473 code for a protein of 1481 amino acids. The record is from RefSeq and is a predicted model, not a curated record. Gene Ontology annotation, molecular function: ATP-dependent chromatin remodeler activity; ATP binding; ubiquitin protein ligase activity. Lineage: Eukaryota; Fungi; Ascomycota; Eurotiomycetes; Eurotiales; Thermoascaceae. The transcript has 4 exons. Gene Ontology annotation, cellular component: nucleus. Gene Ontology annotation, biological process: DNA damage response; protein polyubiquitination.
UCGGAAGACCUUGCUCAGAGCACCAGCAUGGCGGUGGUGCGUGGAGAGGUAUCAUUGCCAGGCCCCGUGCCUGAGCAGCUGGCCACCGCGUUCGCGCAAUGUCAGGAAACCGAGCCAGAAGGGCCUCCCAGCAAGCGUCGCAAACUAGCAGAUGGUGAGACCAGCAGUACCAAUUCUCCUCGUUCUCUGGAUUCAAACGCGAGGAGGCCUAUCGGUUAUAUUACCUUGGCCCGUAUUCUCCUGGAUUUGAGUUACGCAGAAUCUAUUGGCGAUUUCGGACAAGGAGACUCUUCUCCUAACGAGAGACUUGCGAUCCCCGUGUUUAUUCGGAGUGUUGGGGCUCUGGCUGGCGAUCGGGAAUUUAAGCUAGAGCUUGCCACCGUACAAGGGAAGCGGGUUCUGUUUCAGGACACAAUACGACAGUCAGAGAUCACGAAUUUAGGCGCUCAACUUCAGCUGCUGAGUGGGCUUGUUUCCACGGAUCGGGCCCGCCAGACUCAGCCUUUAGUAUGCUAUCAGUCUACACUACACGCUCUGUCUGACCGAAAGUCUUUCCAACUCGAGCUCAACAUUCUCUGGAAAGACUCGUUGGAAAUUCCUCGUCGAUUCCCCAAAGAAGCUCGGCUUAUUCUCCAGACUUAUGUUCCCUAUGGACUCCCGGAGUACCCAUCGACAGUAUCCCAUGUUAAUGGUCAAAAGAAAGUUAGAGCGACAUGGUCUCCACGGGACUUCUACGACAAUGUCCAUGUUCCUGAACGUACUCCGGCGGCAUCUGCAGAUAUAAAGUGCGAUCUUAUUCAAUGCCAGCUUUACCCAUUUCAAACCAGAGCCGUCCGGUGGCUUCUUCAGAGAGAAGGCAUGCAGCUUCAGCCCGAUGGUAAAGUCGUUCCAGCCGAACCGGAGCCAUCUGAGGAACUUCCAGACUCCUUUUACGAAUUUACAGAUGCGGAUGGGAGACGCUGUUUCGCUAGCCAUUUGUUUCUCACGGUAACAACAAAUCUUUCUGGAUGGAAAGAUGCUGGACGCUAUCUUAAGGGCGGCAUUCUUGCGGAAGAAAUGGGGCUCGGCAAAACAGUGGAGAUGAUCAGCUUGAUGUGUCUCAACCAACGUCCGCUGACACUCAGUGACGAAGGCUCGUCUACCGACAGUAAAGGUCUCCUUGAAUCCCGCGCGACAUUGAUAAUUACUCCGCCCGCAAUUCUCGAGCAGUGGAAGCAGGAAAUCAAUACACAUUCUCCUGGUCUUCGCGUCCUUCAUUACACCGGGAUUCCUCGAAAUUCUGAAUCUUUGAACGAGGAUCUGGUCAAGACGGUUGCUAAUAAUGAUGUUGUGCUUACUACAUACAACGUUCUCUCACGCGAAGUUCACUACGCAGGUGACGCUCCCAGGCCGAACCUUCGCCACCAGAAAAGGUUCGAAGUCCGGAAAACGCCCCUGGUGCAGAUAUCAUGGUGGAGAGUGUGCCUUGAUGAAGCUCAGAUGAUUGAAAGCGGCGUCAGUAAUGCUGCUAGGGUUGCUCGAGUUAUCCCUCGCCAGAACGCAUGGGCUGUAACAGGCACUCCGUUACGGAAAGACAUCAAAGAUUUGUUCGGGCUUCUAUUGUUCCUUCAUUACCAGCCAUUCAGUGACGGAUUAGAUAUCUGGACGAGACUGUACGAGAAUUUCAAACCUGUGUUCAGACGCAUCAUUGGCAAACUUGCGCUUCGACACAGCAAAGACCGCAUUCGAGAUGAGCUACGUCUACCGCCUCAGAGGAGAGUUGUAAUCACGGUUCCUUUUACACCCAUUGAAGAGCAGCAUUACGGUCAUCUUUAUGAGCAGAUGUGCGAGGACUGUGGUCUUGACAACACUGGCACACCACUAUCUGGUGACUGGGAUCCUAACUCUCAAGCCGUGAUCGAUAAAAUGCGAAGCUGGUUGACGAGAUUACGGCAGACAUGCUUGCAUCCUGAGGUAGCUGGGGGCAACCGUCGUGCAUUUGGGGUCGCUAACGGACCAUUGCGGUCGGUGAACGAGGUGCUUGAAGUUAUGAUUGAUCAAAAUGAUACGCUUAUUCGCACCGAGGAGCGUGCCCUUCUACUCUCACAGACCAGGCGUGGUCAGUUGUUAGAGAACGCUCAUCGCGGUAAGGAAGCCCUCCAAAUAUGGCAAAAUGCCUUAGCCCGGGCCAGUGAGAUCGUCCAAGAUUGUCGCGACCAGCUCCAGGCAGAACGCGAGAAGGAGAGGGCUGCACGCGAGACUUUGGAUAACGACACAGCCUCUGUCGAUACUACUAGUGACAAGGAGGACGGCGAAGAAACAGCAAAGAAUAGUCGCAUCGGCACUUACCGGGCAAAGCUUCGGGCUGCACUGGAGGUUCAACAUAUCUGUACAUUCUUCACUGGAAACGCCUAUUAUCAGAUCAAAACAGAUCGCGCUCUCACUGAACCCGAUUCUAAAGAGUUCAAGGAGCUCGGGAAAUUGGAAGAAGAGGCGUAUGAGGCCGCGAAGCAGAUCCGAAAGGAGAUUCUGUAUGAUAUCUCCCAAAAGGCUGGGCGGUAUAUGAAGACCAUCAGACAAAAGUCGGUUACGAAGUCCUUGGUCCACAUACCCAACAUGAAGCCGCACUUGUACAGCAGUGGGCUCGAAGGACGUCGUCUAUUUGAGAGAUUUGAAGACUUCUGCGACGCUUUGAAUCGUCAUGCCGUCCAGUAUAACGAAUGGCGCGAUUCUAUGAUAAAGUUACUCCUUCAGCCGUUGGUUGAUGAGGAAGAGAAUGAAUUGGAAGGAAAUGAAUAUGAGACGUCGACAAAACACCAGGACGAGAUGUAUGUCUAUAUGGAGGCACUACGUGCCAUGUUUGCGGAUAGAAAUGACGCUAUCACCGGCCAAAGAAACGUCCUCAUUGCGCAUGAGAUCAAAAGCGGAAUUAUCCAGGCGGAGAAAGGCGAAGGUCCUUCUCCUGAGCUCUUCCGUAACAUCAUGAACACCCGCAGCAAAAUCAAGCCUGAUCCUACUCUUGGGUCGCUCCGUGGAAUCAUUAGCGAGUUGCGUAGCCUUGCUACGUCCCUUGAAUGGCAGGAAAGCGGGGGGAGUAGCAGAGCUAAGGCUGAGCUUGAGAUUGUCAACCAAGUUCUAGCUAAUGCCAGUCAGAUGGCUACAGAACAGGCGAAGGUAAUAUCUGGCUUGGAAAGGGAGGUGGAAAUGUUCCGUGAUACGAUGAAUAAUCGCCUGGAAUAUUACCGUCAACUACAACAGAUAUCAGAUACUGUGGCCCCCUACGAUGAAGAGAGUGUGGGUAAACCGAUGAAUGAGGAACUCUUCGCCGCAAAGCUCAAGCAGGAAUCCCAAAUCGACGGCAAGAUUUCGGGACUGAAGGCGAAGCGUCGGUACUUAAUACAUCUUCGUGAAGAGCCGGGCUCAGAGGAUAGUUCGAGAAUCUGCGUUAUCUGCCAGUCUUCGUUUGAAAUCGGUGUUUUGACGGUUUGUGGGCACAAAUACUGCAAAGACUGCCUGCGUUUGUGGUGGCAUCAACACCGAACAUGUCCCACAUGCAAAAAACGUCUGAAGGUCAGGGACUUUCACCAAAUAACGUACAAGCCUCAAGAUUUAGUCAUACAGGAAGAGAAGCCCCCAGUGAAGCCGGGAUCCGACCGCUCACCAAAUAAAUCUAUAUACACAGAUGUCAGUUCCGAUAUUAUGAGAGAGAUCAAGAACAUUGACCUCGAUGGCUACUUUGGGACAAAGAUCGACACUCUGGCACGUCAUCUCAUAUGGCUGCGCCAAAACGACCCUGGUUCGAAAUCGAUUGUCUUCUCGCAGUACAAACAUUUCUUGAGUCACCUGGGCGUUGCCUUCAGUCGCUUUAAGAUCGGACACAUCAGCGUCGACAAUAAAGAUGGCAUUGAACGGUUCAAAAGCGAUCCGGCUAUUGAAUGCUUCCUGUUGCAUGCAAAAGCACAUUCAUCUGGUCUCAACCUCGUCAAUGCGACUCACGUCUUUCUAUGCGAGCCGCUUAUCAACACCGCAAUCGAGCUGCAGGCUAUCGCCCGUGUACAUCGUAUAGGGCAGCAUCGACCAACCACCAUCUGGAUGUACUUGGUCUCAGACACUGUGGAGGAGACCAUUUACGACAUCUCUGUUUCCCGGCGUCUGACACAUAUCGUGCAGAGAGAGAAAGAAAAGGGAGCUCAGUCACCGACCUCUGAUAGUCCUAAUGGUGCUACUGUUCAGAACCUCUCAGAAACGGCGAUUGAUUCUGCGAAUUCUCUGGAACUCCAAGACGCGACGCUAUCCAGGCUAAUGACAGGCGGUUCAGCGGGUGGCGAAAUUGUCAGGAAGGAUGAUUUGUGGCAGUGUCUGUUUGGAAAAGCCAAUCGAAGCGGCACUCCAGGCCACUCACUAGAGGCCGAACGUGAAGUGGGACGCUUUUUGAGAGCAGAAGCCGCAGAGGAAAGAAAGAAAGCCUCUACAGUUGAUUCCUCCAUUUAUUGACCGAUCUCUAAUAGGUCUUUUUUUUUGUUCUUCCCGACCUUUCUUGUCUGAUUUUCGAUAUAUAUAUGCAUAUAUAUGGCCUUGAUUUCUGUCUCGACUAUAUAUAGCGCUGAGAUGGGAGAGUACCUAGUAUUAUUCCGAUCUUAUCUCUAUAGGCGUUACGAGAUACCCUGCUAAAGAAGCAGCUGCUUUUACCUCAUCAGUUAUUUUUGGGAGAAUAUGAAUUGAAAUAUCACAGGAGCACAGCUAUAUGUCAUGUCUUAAGCCAGAUAGUUGAAUGUCUUUGAGUAGGACUCAGUUUCUCGAUUCAAUUCGCAAUGUAUAGAGAUCAGCAGGACCAACGCGUACUUCAAUACCUUGGUAAACAAGCUGUCCUAAGGACCUCAGCGAUGAUAGUUUCAGUAGCUCUAAUACACUUCCGUGAAUAAACUUCGUGUCAAUGCAAGCUACU